UUGGAAGUGCGUUAUUACUGAAAUGCCCCACUUUAUAGAGGUCGACGUGCACAUGUGCAUCAAGCGCACAUUCGUGACUUUCACAGCUUUCAUAGUAGAACACUGGAACCCUUCGCUUGAAAUUAACAAAAGGUGCUUAAACCCUUGGAAGGCUGUGUCUAAGAUGUCUGUUCCAACCAUUCUCGCGAGGUUAUCUACUCGUUCUCCAUCUCUGGUUCGCAAACUCUAUAAGAAUGAGAUCUCACCUGCAAUUUCUUCAUUCAAGUCGAGCUCUCAGUCUCAGGUUUCUGCCUCUGCAAAGCGCAUUUAUGGGACUUCAAGAUUACCGUUGGAGUUGAGCAGCUUGGUAUCAAUGAUGCCUUUGCAUAGCGCAAUCGCUUCAGCUCGUCUGAGAUCGAGCCUGUCGAUAGAAUCACAGAGCUGGGGAUUGAUUCCUCAAGGCAUCUCAAUGCCUUUAUGAUAGCAUGUCUUUUGGUGGUGGCUGUUUCACCUGGCAGAUUUUAUGUUAGGCGGGAAUGUAAGAUCCAUGUUGACGACUUCACCCUUUUUUUACUUUGAAUUGUAAGAACUAAACUGUCGAAGAGGAUGUUCUUUGGUACUUUACAUGAACAUUUGGCUUUCAUAAAUGUUAUUUAGGGCUUCGGUUCCCUAAUGCAUCCA
Messenger RNA from Nelumbo nucifera (sacred lotus), 660 nucleotides. RefSeq lists its product as uncharacterized. The record is from RefSeq and is a predicted model, not a curated record. Lineage: Eukaryota; Viridiplantae; Streptophyta; Magnoliopsida; Proteales; Nelumbonaceae.